AUGUCGGCAAGCCUGGAGGCUUCGGCCACCUCCCCACCUCCCGGUCCAUCUUACCAGAAAUCUCCCUCACCGAGAUCUCCUCGGUCGCCCAAAUCUCCGCGAUCGCCCAGUUCCGACGCCCCAGGAAGCCCAGCGAACCUAGAGCAGGUUGUCGAGCAAGCCAACGAACAGGAGCAUAUCACGGCAGAUCAAGUCCCUUUCUUUCGUUUCAUCGACGGCUUCGUUGACGAGCAGCAUGCUCGAGUACCGCCAGCUCCAUUGCCGUACGUUCCAGAGCUACAAGUCGACGGCCCCAACGACGACCGCCAGAAUGACGGCCUUGAUAUAGCUCAUCACUUCAUUACGCUGCUUCUCGGCGAUAAGCUCUAUGAGGCACCAAUUGACGAGCCCAAGCGCGUACUUGAUGUCGGUACCGGCACCGGAAUUUGGGCCAUUGAUGUCGCCGACGCUCACCCAGCCGCCGAAGUUACCGGCUUCGACAUCAGCCCCAUCCAGCCUUUCUGGGUGCCACCCAACUGCAAGUUCCACAUUGAUGACGCCCAGCUGGAGUGGACGUACCCGCCCGCGAGUUUCGACCUGAUCCACAUCCGUGCCCUUUACGGCAGCAUAGCCGACUGGCCUAAGCUCUACGGCGAGGCCUUCAAGGCGCUCAAGCCUGGUGGUUAUCUGGAGAACUUCGAAUUCACCAUCAGCCUGUGCAGCGAUGCACCUUCGGUGCGCGAUGACCCGAAACACGUCUUCAAGCAGUGGGGCCAAGUCUUCACCGAGGCCAUGGACCGGCUCGGCAAGACGGCUAAGAUCGGUCUCGAUGGACGCAGAAGCGCUACAUGGAGCAGGCUGGCUUCGAGAAUAUUGUUGUCAAGGAUUACCGGCUCCCCUGUGGCGGCUGGAGCAGAAAUCAUGGGCUGGGAAUACAUCGAGAUCCUGCUUCUGGUCGCCAAUAUGAGGAAGGCCAUUCGUGAUGUGAAACUGCGACCGUACUACAUCGUACCUAAUUUCAAGGUCGCAAACCCUUGGCGGCCGAGUAGCAGGUUGCCCCUGUGCGGGAUUCAUUAA
Molecule: messenger RNA, 1056 nt
Organism: Verticillium alfalfae VaMs.102
Lineage: Eukaryota; Fungi; Ascomycota; Sordariomycetes; Glomerellales; Plectosphaerellaceae
Product: UMTA
Exons: 4
Coding region: 1-1056 (351 amino acids)
Molecular function (GO): methyltransferase activity
Source: RefSeq, a predicted model, not a curated record